AUGACGAAGCAAUUCCCUGAUCCGUACAACUUCCUUUCUGACGAGGGUAUCAAACCUUUACCAGCGCUAUAUCCUUCAGUUUCUGUGUCCGGAAAAAAUACAUCCAAAGAACUCGAUGAGCUCGCUAAAGACCCUGAGGUUGCCAACAUGCCGGAGAGCAGUGACCGAAAGCACACGAGCUCUGAACACGGAGAAAAUGUCGACAUGUCUGAGAUUCCUACGCCUCCAGUUAUCGAGUUCAAUCAUCAACUCCCCCUGCGACGCGUCGAGAUUAGCGGACGAGAUCUGAAGUCUUCAAAUGAGAUAAUCAACGUGGACGCAGAGGAGGCCGAAGAGACCGCCACAGUGAGUGCAAUUCACAGCAUUGUCACUGACAUGAGAAGCAUGAUGACUAGAAGUGUCCAAUAUUCGACCAGAGAUAUCUCAGAACUCAAGCAGAAGCUUUCGGAAGCAACCCGGGAACGUAACAUGGCCGUUGAGCACGCCAAAUCUGGACACGAACGCAACAAGGAACUUCAGCGCGAGCUGCAGGCCCAGAAAGAGGCAUUUGAGGAGCUCAGGGCUGCGCAUACCAAAGCUCUGCGGGACAAAUCUCGGCUCAACCGCCUCGGCAACUCGCUCAAGACUUCUGACUCCGCUAUACAAGAAGCAUGGGGCCAGCUAUCCUACGCAAUCACGAACCUAGCGUGCUGUCUCGCCAAAGGCAAGCCUGACAUGACACACAUGGAGGAUGUUCGGUUGGCCCUCCGCCAUGUACUCCUCAAUGAUCCAAGAGAGAUGGAUGACGAAGGAGGGCGCCAGCGCAUGAUAAGAAUGUUUCUUUGGCGAGUUGCGCGCAAGUGGUGGCCUUGUGGGGGAAAGCCUUCCGGAACCAAGACUGCCAAAACAUGGAAAUCUCUCCGAGCCGGGAUGCUGGUGGCAUAUCAGCAGGACGAGGAGCGCAUGAAAAGCGUGCUUCAAUGGUUCGCCACAGGCUGGGGGUUCGUGGAGGACACCGUGUCGCACCCUCAACAUAUGCAGGAUUUCGUCGAGACUUUAGAAGGUCAGCUGAGACUCUUCCUCAAACAUCGCGAGGAUGAGACGAGGUCCCAGAUGCGUCUGGAGAGGGAUCUCACGGACAUGUUCGAUAUGCUUAAGCAGUUGGAAAGCAUAUUCUACGGGGCAAAGUGCAUUUACCAGCCCGUCUUCCGGUUUGUACCCUUGGAAGAACCACAUCUUUACGACGAGGAGUUCGUGGAAGCGGUUGACACCACUAAGCCGCCAUCGCCAGCGUCGAAGGCGAAAACUGUCGUGGUCAAGGCCGAGGUGGUUCUUGAGUGA
Messenger RNA from Emericellopsis cladophorae, 1320 nucleotides. RefSeq lists its product as uncharacterized. Bases 1 to 1320 code for a protein of 439 amino acids. NCBI's taxonomy places the organism in Eukaryota, Fungi, Ascomycota, Sordariomycetes, Hypocreales, Bionectriaceae. The record is from RefSeq and is a predicted model, not a curated record. The transcript has 4 exons.